Prosopis cineraria is the source of this 2037-nucleotide messenger RNA. RefSeq names its product pentatricopeptide repeat-containing protein At4g21065-like. The coding region runs from base 71 to 1807 and encodes 578 amino acids. Gene Ontology annotation, molecular function: RNA binding; zinc ion binding; protein binding. The record is from RefSeq and is a predicted model, not a curated record. The transcript has a single exon. Gene Ontology annotation, biological process: RNA modification. NCBI's taxonomy places the organism in Eukaryota, Viridiplantae, Streptophyta, Magnoliopsida, Fabales, Fabaceae.
GCAGAGUUGCUGAUAUGCUCGCGCGCCACUCCACUGUGUAAGAUAUGGCAAUGUAGUGCCAUGCUCAAAAAUGGAGGUCAAAACCAUGUCCCAAGCUCUGCAACUUCAUGCGCAAGUUCUGAAACUAGGAAACUCGCCGACCAGCGAAUCCCAUAAAAUUCUGUCCAAUGUCUUCACUUUCGCCGCCCUCUCACCUGCUGGAGAUCUCAACCACGCUCGUCUCAUCCUCAAAUCCAACCCUUCCUUGAACUCUUACUUCUACAACACCGUCAUCCGAGCUUACUCUCGGAGCUCUGACCCGUCCCAUCCCUCGCAAGCUCUUUCUCUUUUCCUCUUGAUGCUCCAUGGACCGUUCCAUAACAUUCCUGGACCUGAUAAAUUCACUUUCCCCUUUGUACUCAAGUGCUGUGUCCGUUUGAAUCUCACCCUUCAAGCGAAACAGAUCCAUGGGCUGAUUGCUAAAAUGGGUUUGAGUUCGGAUUCUCAUAUUGGGAAUUCGUUGAUUUAUAUGUAUUCAGAGCUUGAGGAACUGGGAGCUGCAUAUAAUGUGUUUGAUAGAAUGUCUGAGAGAGAUGUGGUAUCCUGGACUUCUAUGAUUGAUGGCCUUGUCGACAAUGAUCGGCCUGCUGAAGCAAUAAAGAAGUUUGAACAAAUGUUGGAGUGUGAGGUUGAGGUGAAUGAUGCCACGGUUGUGUCUGUUUUAAGAGCAUGUGCUGACAUGGGAGCGUUAAAUGUGGGGAAGACAGUGCAUAAGAUUGUGAAGGAGAGGAAACUUCAUGGUAAGGGCAACGUUAUGACUGCGCUUAUCGAUAUGUACGCAAAAUGCGGUUGUAUAGAAAGUGCAUGGCAGGUGUUUAAUGAUGUUAUGGACAAAGAUGUUUUUGUUUGGACGGCGAUUAUUUCUGGCUUGGCUAGCCAUGGACAAUGCAAGGAAGCUAUUGACCUAUUUUCUGAAAUGGAAGCCUCAAAAAUAAAUCCCGAUGAGAAGGCAAUGACAGCAAUUUUAUCAGCAUGUAGGAAUGCAGGCUUGAUUAUUCAAGGUUACAAUUUUUUGAGUAGCAUGCAAAAGAGACACGGUGUAAGACCAACUAUUCAGCAUUACGGUUGCAUGGUAGACCUCCUAGUUAGAGCCGGUCUUUUAAAAGAAGCCGAAGAAUUUAUUGAUAAAAUGCCUAUCAAACCUGAUGCAGUGCUUUGGAGAACCCUGAUAUGGGCUUGUAAUGUUUAUGGGGAUACUACUAGAGCUAAGCGUUUGAUGAAACACCUAGGGUUACAAGAGACGGAUGCAGAUGAUGGUGGAAGCUUCAUACUUGCUAGUAAUGUUUAUGCAUCAGAUGGAAAGUGGUGUGAUAAGGCAAAGGUGAGAGAGUUGAUGAAACAAAAAGGACUAGUAAAGCCAGCGGGAUGUAGUAGGAUUGAAGUUGAAGGUGUGAUACAUGAAUUUGUGAUGGGAGAUUAUAAUCACUCCGAAGCAAAGAAGAUAUAUGGCAAAUUAAAUGAAAUGGUAGAUAAAUUGAGAAAAGAAGGGUAUUAUCCAAAAGUUUCAGACGUCUUGCUUGAAGUAGAUGAUCAGGAAAAAGCCAAUCAGCUGCUUCAUCAUAGUGAGAAGCUUGCUCUUGCUUUUGGAUUAAUCAAGAUGAGUCCAGAUUCUGAAAUCCGGAUCGUGAAAAAUCUAAGGUCUUGUGAGGACUGUCAUGAAUUUAUGAAACUAGUCUCUAGGGUAUACCAAAGAGAUAUCAUUGUAAGAGACAGGAUACGUUUCCAUCAUUUCAGAUAUGGUGACUGCUCUUGCAAGAAUUAUUGGUAGCAUGAAGACUGUUAUUAGAUAUUGACAAGUAAUUUGCUUUGAGAUAUUCAGAAUCAUACAAGACACAGGACCUGCUAGCUUUGAGACAUAAUUUGGCAAUUGAGAAUUGGAGAUAUUAGAAAUGUUCACGGGCAAUGUCAACUUCAAAAAGGAAACCCUUCAUUCUUUUAUGUAUCUUGCUUAUUACUUUCUUUUAUUUAGUGGGGAAAAAAUCAUUGAAGUAUUUAUUA